Messenger RNA from Fomitopsis serialis, 661 nucleotides. RefSeq lists its product as uncharacterized. Bases 16 to 417 code for a protein of 133 amino acids. NCBI's taxonomy places the organism in Eukaryota, Fungi, Basidiomycota, Agaricomycetes, Polyporales, Fomitopsidaceae. The transcript has 4 exons. The record is from RefSeq and is a predicted model, not a curated record.
GAAAACCUGCCGCAUAUGGAGCAUGGCGUCAGUGGACAGACGUGGAGCGACUAUAUAGUCUACCCCGACACGAUCCCUCUGGCAAGGGCUUUUUCCCGUUCCACCGUUACUUCUCGCCUGCCGCCGCGCACUCUCCAUCCCGCCAUGACCGCCACAGCCACCUAUCGAGACACGCACUCCGUGGAGACCCAGAAGCAACGAUACUCGCGCGAACUGGCUGAGUAUACAUCCCGGCAAUGGGAUGUCGCCCGCCAGGCUAUGAACAGUGAGAAGGCGAAAGAUGCCUCCCGCCGAACGUCUCCGCCGAAGGACAAGUCACCUCGAUCAUCCCAAGGUAUACAGUCAAUCGACUACGCUUCAAGGUCCUUCAGUGGCGGAAAUCAUGAAGGCCGCGCUAUCGCUGCGGGCAGCGUCUGAGACGACGAAGCGCAGGAGCUUCCUUAACCGCCGUGCUUAAUACGGCUAUACCUUGCAUCACGAUGCCAUAACUCGGAUGUCUGCUGCGUCAUUGUCUUUCCCUUGUUCUGGCUGUACGAGAUAUUCAUACCAUCAUCAUAUCUGGACACAAGCAUAUUCAUGGACCUUACUUAUAAAAGGCCGUGACUCGCAUACUGUAUUUCUAUCACUGGCAGCCCUAUAUAUAUGCAUGCCGCGUGUCAGC